AUGAUGAUGGAGCUGUGCGGCCCUAGUCUGUGGCAUCGAUUGAUCAAGGGAGGGCCGCUGGGCGAGAAGGUGGCCGCCAAGACCAUCCAGCGUCUAGCGGAGGCGCUCAAGGGGAUACAUACCAGCGGCAUCGUCCACCGGAAUCUCAAGCCGAAGAACAUCUUUGUCAAGCUGGACGCUCUUGCCGUGCACGAUGGAGACUUUGGAGUGGCCACGGACGACCCCAAGGAGAUGUCGCAGUACUGUGGAACCGGGAAGUAUAUGGCCCCGGGGACGACGAGCUGUAAGAGUGGUCAUGGUGACUCAAGGUUGCAGAGCUUUUACACUACAGCCAUCGACAUGUGGGAGUUGCUGAGAGGCUACAAGCAAUCCAGGGAGAUCGAGUUGUUGCGAGCCGGGGAAUUCCCGGAUGGUUGUCCUCUCUCAGACGAGGUGGAGGAUUUCAUCUGCGGGAUGCUGGCUGUGGAGCCGAGCGAGAGGUUGAUGCUGGAUGGUGUGCUGGAUCAUCCCUGGAUCGUGGAGUAUGGCAGCAGUAAGAUCAAGAAGACGAUUCACAGGAGGCGCUGUGGAGUGAAGAGGAGUGCUCCUGGUUUUAGUAGCAACUUAAGAAAGUUCGAGCAGCGCGUCACUCUCGCAUCAGCAUACCAGUACCACAUUAAGUUUAAAGCCAGUGCCACAUACCACCUCAUCGACAGCAGAUUCACCACUUCAGGCUUGCAUACAUUUGGAUGUAAUCACCGCAAGUAUCUCAAAAGUAAAGGCUCCAGGGUGGUUGCAUUGACACAGAUUCUCCUAUCCGCACUAGGAGCUUACGCAGCUUUGAACAGGAACGGCUUGUUCAUCGACUUUCUUUGUAGAGAGAAUGUUUUUACAUGCAGGAUCAUCAAUGGACGAAGCCUAAUGUGCUUCUCGAAUUUGUUUUUCACCUGCAAUGAGUACUGUGCAUUGUCUCUGUUCGGUCCUGCAAUCAAAGUUCUGCUGCAAUGA
Messenger RNA from Selaginella moellendorffii, 987 nucleotides. RefSeq names its product serine/threonine-protein kinase H1 homolog. The coding region runs from base 1 to 987 and encodes 328 amino acids. The transcript is spliced from 2 exons. Gene Ontology annotation, molecular function: ATP binding; protein kinase activity. The record is from RefSeq and is a predicted model, not a curated record. Gene Ontology annotation, biological process: mitotic spindle organization; protein phosphorylation; regulation of cytokinesis. NCBI's taxonomy places the organism in Eukaryota, Viridiplantae, Streptophyta, Lycopodiopsida, Selaginellales, Selaginellaceae. Gene Ontology annotation, cellular component: spindle midzone; spindle microtubule; chromosome passenger complex.